AUGACGGUCCUCGUCUCGACCCGGGCCGUCCUCACCCUCCCUGACGGCACCCUCACCCUCACCCCGGCCACCAUCAUCGUCUCCUCCAGCACCGGCAAGAUAGUAGAUACCAAGUCGGAGGUCCUUCCCAGAUCAGCCUUCCCCUCCUCAGUGGCCUACGUCGAUCAUGGCUCCAAGCUGCUCAUGCCCGGCCUCGUCGACGCACAUGUCCACCUCAACGAGCCCGGCCGGACCGAGUGGGAGGGCUUCAACACCGGCACCCGCGCGGCCGCCUCGGGCGGUGUGACCACCGUCAUCGACAUGCCCCUCAAUGCCAUCCCGCCAACCACCACGAUGCAUGGUUUCCGGGAGAAGCUCGCCGCCAGCCAGGGCCAAUGCUGGGUCGACGUAGGCUUCUACGGCGGCGUGAUCCCGGGCAACGCGGACGAGCUGCUGCCCCUCGUUGAGGCCGGCGUGCGUGGUUUCAAAGGGUUUCUGAUCGAGUCUGGUGUCGACGAGUUCCCCUGUGUCUCGUCAGGCGACAUUGCUCUGGCCAUGGAGAAGCUCAAGGACUCGCCGACCACCCUCAUGUUCCACGCCGAGAUGAUCCCGCCCAUUGCGGCGUCCGUCGGUGACGCCGUCACCUCGUCCGAGCCUCCGCUUGCCCCCAGCGGCGACCUCAAGGCGUACAAGACGUUCCUCGAGUCCCGGCCGCCCUCGUUCGAGACCUAUGCGAUUGACGAGAUCGUGUCGCUGGCGCCGCUGGCCCCCAAACUGCACCUGCACAUUGUCCACCUCUCCGCCAUCCAGGCCAUUCCAAUCCUCAAGCAAGCCCGCGCUGAAGGCAUCAACAUCACCGCCGAGACGUGUUUCCACUACUUGGGCCUGGCCGCGGAGAACGUCGAGGACGGCGACUGCCGGUACAAGUGCUGCCCUCCGAUCCGGGAGCAGCUUAACCAGGACGGCCUGUGGGACGAGCUGGUGGCGGCCGACUCGUGCAUCCGCACCAUCGUGUCGGACCAUUCCCCCUGCACACCCGAGCUCAAGCUCCUCCCGCGCCACCUGCAGAGCCUCGACCGCCCGGGAGUCCCGCACUCCGACUCGGGUGUCGACAUGAGCGCCGACUUGCGCCGGGCCGCGCAGGAAACCAAGCAGGCGGCCACGCUGGCCUCAGGGACCGGAGACUUCUUCGCGGCGUGGGGCGGCAUCUCGUCGGUCGGGCUGGGCCUUCCGAUCCUCUAUUCUGCGGCCAAGAAGCGCGUGGCGGCGGGCGCCAGCGCGUCGUCCGUCCCGAGCGUGCUGGACAUUGUGCGGCUGUGCUGUGUUGCGACGGCGGCGCAGGUUGGGCUAUCGCACUGCAAGGGCGCGCUCAAGCCCGGGAUGGACGCGGACAUCUGCGUGUUUGACGACAGCGAGGAGUGGACGCUACAGUCGGCGGGGAUGCACUGGAAGAACCGGUGCUCGCCAUGGGAGGGACACCAAUUUACCGGCCGGGUCAAGGAGACAUGGCUGCGCGGCACAAAAGUGUACGAGCACGGCGCCGGCAAGAUGGGGUUCGUGACAGAUGCGCCAGUCGGCCGGGCCAUCACGGAGAAGAGGUUUGCGUAG
Microdochium trichocladiopsis is the source of this 1587-nucleotide messenger RNA. RefSeq lists its product as uncharacterized. Lineage: Eukaryota; Fungi; Ascomycota; Sordariomycetes; Xylariales; Microdochiaceae. Gene Ontology annotation, biological process: purine nucleobase catabolic process. The transcript has a single exon. The record is from RefSeq and is a predicted model, not a curated record. Gene Ontology annotation, cellular component: cytoplasm. Gene Ontology annotation, molecular function: allantoinase activity. The coding region runs from base 1 to 1587 and encodes 528 amino acids.